Molecule: messenger RNA, 1334 nt
Organism: Punica granatum (pomegranate)
Lineage: Eukaryota; Viridiplantae; Streptophyta; Magnoliopsida; Myrtales; Lythraceae
Source: RefSeq, a predicted model, not a curated record
UCAUUAACCAAAAAUUUGGUUUCACAGCUCAGGUUUAAUACGAACCGAUCGGACCCGGUAAGCAUCGUUCAUGGAUAUCUCCAAGACCUCUAUUCUAAACCUCACAAUCCUGAUCUCCCUCCUCGUCACUGGGCUUCUCUAUAUCUUCCUCAUUUCUCCAUCUUCAACCUCACUCUUCCUCCCGAGGACUGCAUUCUCGGCCUGCUCUGGACACAAUAAAUCAGCAGAGUCAGCAGCCCAUGAAGCCCAGCCACAGGACGACCUCGAGCAUGCACUCAGAAAAGCCUCCAUGGCGAACCGUACCGUGAUCAUAGCCAUAGUGAACCAGGCUUAUGCAGACCCUGCAAACUCGGAGGACUCAGACAAGACCAUGCUGGACCUGUUUCUGGAGAGCUUCUGGCUCGGGGAGGGCACGAGGAAGCUCCUCGACCACGUCCUGGUUGUGGCGAUGGAUCGGACGGCCUACAUGAUGUGCAAGUUCCGGAGGCUCAACUGCUACAGGUUAGUGACGGAGGGUGUCGAUUUCGCUGGGGAGAAGCUCUACAUGUCAGAGGAUUUCAUCAAGAUGAUGUGGAGCAGGACUAUCUUCUUAACCGACGUUCUAAGACGGGGUUACAGCUUCAUUUUCACGGAUACAGACGUUCUGUGGUUGAGGAAUCCGUUUGGCCGAUUAAGCAGUAAUGAAACCGAAGAUCUCCAGAUCAGCACCGAUUAUUUCAACGGUGACCCUUGGUCGGAGGCAAACUCCAUCAACACAGGCUUCUACUUCGUGCGAUCAAACAACCUGACAGUCUCAUUGUUCGAAAAAUGGUACUCCAUGAAGGACAACUCUACGGGAAAGAAGGAACAAGAUGUCCUGUUGGACCUAAUGCGAUCGGGCACAUUCAGAGCACUGGGACUUAAAGUUAGGUUUUUGGACACCCUUUACUUCAGCGGGUUCUGUUCCAAUAGUAGAGAUUUUGAGGCAGUCACCACCGUGCAUGCCAACUGCUGCCGAACCAUAGUCGCGAAGAUAUUAGACCUUACAGCAGCUCUUAGGGACUGGAAGCGCUACAAGUUUUCAAACCGGAAUGGCACAGCUCCUUACGUGUGGUCGAAGCAUGUCAAUUGCUUGAAAUCGUGGAGCCCAUAAAUAAUAUGGUUCAUUAGGGCAUAAUAUUUGAAAUUUUAUAUUUAAUUUAUAACGAAGAAAAGAAUCUUAUCAGAGUUAUAAAUAGAAAGAGUAGUUUCAUUUGUUAUUAUCACAUUAAUCUGUAUUUAAUUACAUAUCUAUCUCUGUAUAAUCUAAAUCUUAAUACCAUAAAAAGUUGUCUCUUUUUAAUCUAAAUACUAUA